GGGGCGAGCCAGCCCCGCCCCUCAGGCCAAGUGAGGCCUGCCACCUAGUGGACACGGGGAGGAUCGUCAAGGCGGGCUGCCCUACGGCGCAGGAGGGGAGGGCCCAGAGCUGGAUCCCAGCACCGGGCUGUGGCGGGAGAGAUGCCCCCCUCCAGACCUUGGGCUGAGAGGGAAGAGCCUGACCUCAGGCUGUGGGGAGAUCGAAGCCCCCCUUCCAGACCUUGGGCUGAGGGGGGGACCGAGACCGGAGGCUGGGGGAGGGCAGAAGAGGCGAGGCCUGGGGCUUCAGGAAGGGAUGGGUGGCAAGGCCCAGGGGUGGGUUGGUCUCUGUCCUGAGAAAAGCAGGACAGAACCAGCCCACCCAGAGAUGCCCCCCACCACAUGCUGCCCAAAUGGGGAGUCCCUGGGCAGCGGUGUUAACCCAGCAGCCCAAAGGUUUAAGGCCCUGGCUCUCCUCCCCUCCCCUCCCCUCCCCUCCCUUCCCCUCGCCUGGGCUUUUGACCCCUCCCAGCCCCUCCCCUCGCCUCCACCACCUUUGCCCGGUGGUGGUGACGUUGCGGUCUCGCUGGCGCAGACCAGGCCGGAGGCUGGGGCUGGAUCCUGGCGGCCAUGCUCUCCCUGCUGUCCCUCCCCUCCUGGCUCCCCAGCCUCCCCUCCCUUGAGUGGGGCUCCAGCCUCCUCGACGCCCUCCUGCAAGGUGAGCGCCUCCCCCAUCCCCCUCAGCCCCGCCCCCUCCGGGACACCAGCCCAGCGCAAGACGUACGCCACCCACGUGCGUCUCCCACCGCCCCCUCCUCUAACCCUACCAAGCUACCUACCCUCCCUACUAACCCCGUCAGGCCUCGUCGGGGCCUGCGGAGUCUCCGUCCUGAACAACCUCCUGAAGGUCUACUUCUUCGUGGGCUGUACCAAUGACCCGGAGCGGCGGCUUGAAAAGGAGCGGCUGCGGGCCCAGUGGGCCUCGCUGGAGACCGUGCACCUGGCAGGGCUGGCCCUGAUCCUGACCAUCGUGGGGGUCCGGGUGGCCGCCCUCGUGGUGCUCGAGUUCUCCCUCCGGGCUGUCUCCAUGCUGCUUUCCCUGGACAAGGGCGCCCGGGGCACCGAGAGGCUGCAGCUGUACCUACUGUGCCAGUACUCACUGGGCUGUGGGCUGACCUGCAGCCUGAGCUUCCUGCAGGAGGGCGCCCCGCAGCACACGCUGAACCUGCUGCUGGGCCUGGGGCUGGCCGCGCUGCUCAGCUCGGGCACCCGGCGCCUCCGCCGCCACGUCUGCCAGCUCUACGAGCUGCACAGCAGCCAGCGCUACUGUGGGGUCUGCCUGGGCCUGCUGGCCGGCGCUCGCGGCCUCCCCCGGCUGCUGGGCCGCGCCCUGGCCGUGACCUUUGCAGUGGGCAACCUGGCAGCCGUGGCCCUCCUCAACCGGGACUUCCUGACCACCUCGGAGGCUGUGCGUUUCUGGAUGCCGCUCACCAUCUGCUACACCCUGCUGCUCAUCUACAUGCAGGAGGAGCAGCAGCGGCAUCCCGGCCUGCAGAGCCAGGUCCAGACGGUGCUGGUACGCAUGUGCGGCCUCUUGCUGCUGCUGCUGACCGUGGGCCGCUGGCUGGACCUCCUGGGCAUCCUCAUCUCCCUGCUGGGCGAGUUCUGGUGUCUGCUGGGCACCCGCACCCUGUUUGAUCUUUGCCAGAUACAGGAUUUUCCACCCCAGAGGCCUUCCGCGUCAGCUCCAAGCCAGCCCCAGCCCUCAGCACCUGCCCAGCCGCAGGGGACGGCCCCCUCCUGAGUUACCUCGGCAGGGACUUGGAGUCUCUCAGAGCCGCCCGGACUCACCUGGAAGCAGAAUGGCAGGGCUGCCCCCCACCUGGAGCACUGGGGACCCCCCGGGAGGGAGGGGAGGAUUUGGGGCUGGGCCCCUCAGAGGGUGGGGACACAUGGAGGCUGCUGGGUUAACCCUCUUUUUCUCAGGGUGGGCAAUGGAUACAGCCCCUCAGCCCUGCCUUCCCGGAGCGUUGGGGGGUGGGGAGAGACUGUAUCCUCAGAAUGGCUUCCCCCUUUACCAACCUCCCUUGCCCUUUCCACAAACAAUAAAGGUGAUUCUCUCA
Messenger RNA from Balaenoptera ricei (Rice's whale), 2102 nucleotides. It is a transcript of the gene TMEM82, whose product is annotated as transmembrane protein 82. NCBI's taxonomy places the organism in Eukaryota, Metazoa, Chordata, Mammalia, Artiodactyla, Balaenopteridae. The transcript is spliced from 5 exons. Bases 296 to 1783 code for a protein of 495 amino acids. The record is from RefSeq and is a predicted model, not a curated record.